This is a messenger RNA of Astyanax mexicanus (Mexican tetra), 1151 nucleotides long. RefSeq names its product prostaglandin D2 synthase a (gene ptgdsa). Gene Ontology annotation, molecular function: small molecule binding. The transcript has 7 exons. NCBI's taxonomy places the organism in Eukaryota, Metazoa, Chordata, Actinopteri, Characiformes, Acestrorhamphidae. The record is from RefSeq and is a predicted model, not a curated record. The coding region runs from base 82 to 630 and encodes 182 amino acids.
ACAAGCCCUGCUGGAGCUCAGUCCGGUGCAUCUGCCCUGUCUGUGUUUUCCUGGCUCAGUUCCUGCAAAUCUCCUGCCAACAUGAAGGUCCUGCUGCUGACCGUCUCGCUGGCCAUGAUCCUGAUGGAGGCCCGUGGACACAUCCAUCCUCAGAAGAACUUCGACCUGAAGCGGUUUGGAGGUAAGUGGUUCCGUGUCGGUCUGGCCUACGAUGCUCCAUCAUUCGCCCAGUACAGAAGCUCCCUCAGAGUCAUUAUGGGAAAAGUGGACCCAAAAGACAACGGAGAUGCCAACAUGACGGUGUGGAGAACCAAGGCUGAAGGCUGUAAGAGUAAGCUGUACUCCUAUAUGAAGACCACUGUUCCUGGAGUGUUUAAGUACUUCAGCACACGCCAUAAGAUAAUAAAGGACGUGACGGUGGUGGAGACUAACUACACUGAGUACGCUCUGCUCUUUAAGUACAAGAAGUUUAACCGGGAAUAUUCUCAGGUGUCUCUGUACGGUCGUACCCAGAAACUGAGAGCAGAUCUGAUCGAGAAGUUUAAAAAAUACUCCAUGGAGCACGGCUUCCCCGAUGAGUCCAUCAUAACCCCGCCCCCUGCAGAAGCCUGUCCUCUUCCCAGCCAUUAGGAGAGGAUAAGGUUCAUCUGAAGCUCGUGGGAUUGUGGUGCAGCUCACAGUGAAUCAGCUGACCUUGAGAACAUUUACAUAUAGAAGCUUCGCUGAAACGCCUGGAUCAACAUUACCCUAAUAAAUUUAACUGCUCACGCUGUUUUUUAGUCUAAAACAUUAAAAAUGCACAUUAAUAAUCAGUAAAUACUCAGUUAUUAUACUUAUGAUCAUCUUCUAAAACUAAUGCUAAUCUUAUACUGAAUCAUCAGCUGUUGAUUGUUUCUAAUUUCCAAAUGAUUAAAGAAUAAUAAUUUAAGUUUGAUUAAAGUUUGAUUACAGUUAAAUUGUUCUCAUUAAUAGACUAUUUAUGUGUAAUAUAGUGUGUGUGUGUGUGUGUGUGUGUGUGUGUCUGUGUGUGUCAUUUAUUGUGCAAGAUCAUCAAAGGUGAUGUACACCAUGUGAACACAGGUAUUGGGACACCUGCUUGUGCAAUGUUUAUUCUGAAAUGAAGGGAAUUAAAAAUAGUUGUUUUUGUUGGA